UCACGUGACUGACGCAGCCGGCUGACGCACUGGUUUCAUAUAUCCCGGGCUAGAAGAAAGGUAUUUUCUCCUGACAUUUGGCGCUGUGCUCAUGCGGCGCAAGGAUUUCAAUGGUGCGAAUAGCUAGUUCUUUAUAAAUCGCAAUAAAACUUCACUUUUCAUUCAAAGCUAACUAAGUAUUUUAUUUUUAUACUGCCUUCUGUUUUUUAUACAACUGUGAUGCCGGCUAGUCUGUUCAGCAGCGAGAUUGAUCGCAGUAGGGAUUUAAUGGAGAACCAACUAAAAGUCGCGGAAUUUAGUGCGUAUAAUAUACAGACAUUAGGAAUGCUUUUAAACAACGACAAUGACUGCUUGACUACAGCUUAUGAUGGGGAACCAAGGAGCAAAAAAAGUCAAAAUACCACGGAAUGUGUACCCGUUCCUAGUUCGGAGCACGUUGCAGAAAUUGUUGGAAGACAGGGUUGUAAGAUCAAAGCACUGAGAGCAAAGACCAAUACAUAUAUCAAGACGCCCGUGCGUGGAGAGGAACCAGUGUUUGUUGUGACAGGCAGGAAAGAAGAUGUUUGUUCUGCAAAACGAGAGAUUCUUUCUGCUGCUGAACAUUUCAGUCAAAUCAGAGCUCAACGAAAAAACAACUUAAAUGGGGCCCUCAUGCCAGGACCCAAUUCUAAUAUUCCAGGUCAGACGACAAUCUCUGUUAGAGUUCCAUAUCGUGUUGUGGGGCUGGUUGUAGGACCUAAAGGUGCCACCAUCAAGCGUAUCCAGCAGCAGACCAGCACUUACAUCGUCACUCCCAGUAGAGAGAAGGAGCCGAUCUUCGAGGUGACCGGGUUACCCGACAAUGUUGAGACUGCACGCAAGGAGAUAGAGGCUCAUAUUGCAAUGAGAACUGGUGGGUCUAUGGAUUCAGCGGAUGAAGAUUUCAAUUCUAAUUUAGACUCGUAUACAAAUAAUCUCAAUGCCAUCAAUAAUGGACCCUUUUUCAAAAACGACAGCUAUUCUUACCCAUUUGCAGCUCGUGAUAGCAAUAAUGUUUUGGAUCUUCAGAAUGUCGAUAACAUUUUUAAUUUCUCCUCCUCCAGCCGAAAUGCCAAACAGAACGAUGUGUUCAACAGUGGUUUCGGUUUCAACAGUGCAUUUAGUAAUGUUUACGAUUUGGACGAUGGAUUUUGCUCACCCACCUUUGAAGUUGCUCCAGGCGCUCCUCCCAGGUGUUCUCCCUCUUGGCCAGACUGUGGCACUUCCACCCUUACCGACAGUGGUAUCUCCUUAUUCGGCGGUUCAGGCGGAAGUAGUGGAGGACUGUCUGAAAGAAGCCUGUCUGGUGCUUUUCAAGAGCUCAUUCUAUCUGAUCAUCCUCCAGCUCGUAGGAUACACAGUGACCCAGUUUCAGUACCAGAAGUAGGAGACAUACUUGCCAACAUUGGAAAUUUAGGGAACCUCUCUCUGUCUUUCUCACCCCUUGCCAGUAGCAGCACUGCUCCAGCUAGCCUGUCUUCUGGUUAUUCUGCCGCUGUUACCAAAUGCACAAGCUCUUCUUCGAGCAGCCCCAUCGAAAACCUUGCUCCAGGUAAGAAGCCCAAACGCGACUGCAUUAUCUGCUACGAGAGUGCGGUCGUGGCUGCUCUUGUUCCGUGCGGCCAUAAUGCAUUCUGUUUAGAAUGCGCUAGUCGCAUAUGCAACAAAAGUGACAAAGAGUGUCCCAUCUGCAAGCAGCCAGCCACCCAGGCCAUCCGCAUCUACAACUAAAACUUUCAUCUCUCUCCCCAACGGCAGCUUAUUUGAAAACAAAAAAAUAUAUCAUCUUCUCUCUUUCUCCUGGCCCUCUCUGUAGCCAGAGCCAAACAUUUUUUGCAUUCUCAUCUUUUUUAUCGUAAAUACAUUCUUUGUUUUGAACUAGACUUUUAAGUGUAAAAGUGUUGUUGUUCUCCAUGUCCAUAGUCACAACUGUCCCAAUAAUCAUUAUACGAACAUAUAUAUUAUAUAAUAAUCUAUUCUGUGACAGUAGAAAGAGCUGCGUAUUUUGCUGCAUCACACAAUCUUGAAUUUAAAAAAAUGAACGGAGUAUUAUAAAAGAUUAUAUUCUUUGAUGUCUAAUUUGUAUUUAUGAAGUGUAUAAAAACCCUACUUAUUCAGGUGUAUAUUCCAUAUAUAUGAAUUUUUUUAAGAAAAACAAAAUAAUGUAGUUUUUAAUUGUCAUGUGAAUGUAAUAUUUGCACACAAAUUUGGUUGCCAUUUGAUGAAGUGGAGGAAGUAAAAAAAAAUUUUUUUUAUAGUCAGUUUCACAAAAUCCUUGUUGCUGCAUAUGUAAAGUCUUUGUGAUUUUUGUGACUGUUUUUUAAACUUUCUGUGCAGCCCAAGGAAAGGCACAAUGAUUAAGCUAUUUUUUAAUAUUGUUUUAGUAUUCCUAUUUUAAUAUAUAUAUUUAUGUGGUUUUUCUGUAUAUGUAGAAAAUUUUUAAUUAUUAGAGUAAAUUUUUUUUUUAUUUUAGAGCCACUGGCUGAUAUAUAUUUAAAAACGAACUUAUAUUUGUCUAUUUUUCUGCUGUAUGUUGUUAAAUAGUUAUAUUUUUCAUUGUAGUCUUCCAGACUUUUUAUUUCCAAAUGUUGCAUUUUUUCUUCCCCUUUUGUUACGAGAAAUAUAUAUUUUCCCCCCAAUAUGUUAUGUUACAUUAUAAGUAGCUUUUAUGUCAUAUAAAAUAUAUAUAUUUAAUGAAAAAGAAAGUAUAUAUGAAACAAUUAUUUGUGAUUAUUGUUAAUGCCUGUGUUGUGUGCUGCUAUCCGUAAAGUAGAUGGAAAUCUUCGGAGCUUUUUUAAACUAACAAAAUAUGGAAAUUUCAGAUAUUGCAAUACUUGGUGCGGAAUGUGUUUGCAGUGGUAAUUAAACGUUCUGCUAUUUAUAUAAUAGCAGCAACAUGUGCUUGCUUCACCGGGGUUGGCAUGCCCCUAUAGUGUGUUAGAGACCAGCGUAGUGUUUUCGGAAAGGCACCCGAGAAGUACGUCUUUAAAUGCUCACAAUUUUACAAUAUCAGUAUUGCUACUCUUUGUAAACAGUGCUAUAAUAAUGUUGCCUUAUCUGGGGACAUUUAAAUGCUGUGUAUAAUGCCAUAUUAGUUGUAUAGCUAUGUAUGGUUUUUAAAUUUAUUUUCACUUGUAAAUUAGUCUCGAUAGCUGCUGAUGAUGAUUUUUGUUUUUAAUGUUAUAUAUAUUAUAUAAUGGGUGUGCGAGUGUCAAAACGAGAAAUCUUUUUAAAACAUUAUUAAUGUAUUAGCGAGGACAAGAUUUGUAUAAAUGAAUCAAAAAUAAAAAUUUUAUCUAUCUUUAAAGGAGAAAAGUUUUUUUUUUUUACUUAAGACAAAUUUUUCUUGUUCAAAGGCUAAUGCAACAAAGCUAUUAACUUAUCUUUGUGUUAUCUGUUUCAAGAAGGGACCAAAUUCACUAUAAUCCAGAGAUUGCAUUGUCCUGAGGCAGGUUAUUAAUUGUAGAAGUCUUAAGUUGGUCUACUUAUCCUAAUACCGAGCUUACUGUACUUAAAGCUUCUAACUUUUGAAGGGAGAAAAGAAUAAAAUUUGCUACUGGUGACCUAGCUGCUGUCAUCAAUGUUAGUCUUCCUCUGGAGUCUACAUUCUAACGAAUGUAGGCGACAUUCAAUUCAUAUGGGCCAUUCAUCCAAACUUCACAGUGUAUUGGUUCUCACUAUAUGAUUGAUAGUAUUCAAUACUAUGGGCAGAAUUUUUGCUGUAAAGACACGUUGUUUUUCUGCAACACAUCGAAUGAUUUUAUCUGCAAUAAUCAGCAAUAACUGUUGCAGUAGCAAUAAAUGAAUACUGUGUCCUUCUUAAAUAGCUCUCUUGCAUUGAGUCUCUUUUAUUUUUCUUGUUAUGUGAUUUUGAAUAGUACAAAAAUUCACAAUUGAAAAUCAGAGAAAAGGGGGGGGGGUUCAAAUUGAGAUUAUUUAAUUGGCUGUUGACUAAUCUGAAGAAAGUUUAAAUAAAAAUAAUAAAAAAAGUGCUUUUUUGUAAAUAAGCUUAUCUUAUAAAUGAAAUGCAGUAUUUGGAAGAAGUAUGUGCUGUGAUAAGAUGAAUGAUGCUUAAAACAUACUUUUUUAUUUCUCUGUUCCUGGGAUUUAUUUAUGUGUACUAUUUUUGUUCUACAAAAUUUAUUCAGUGUUUUUUUUUAUCAGGGUUUUAUUGUUUUUAAAUGCUUGGUUUCUUUUGUGUUAUGUUUUUUAUUAAUUUUAUCUAAAGACUUGUAAAACUUUUAAAGUAUAUAAAUUGAGUUUAUAUUUAAAAAGAUACGAGCUGUGGUUAAAUGGCAGUGAAAAUAUUGUAUAGUAAAAAUAUAGAAAAAUUAUUUAAUGUGUCAGAAAUUUAUUGAUUGUACCUGAGUUUACUUUCAAUGCAAAUUAUUGAAAAGUUGUGUAUAGCAUAUUUUAAAAAAAAAAAAAAAAGAAUUUUUUUUUUUUGGUGCUGCUACGAUUGAGAAUUUUUAUUCUAUGGUAUAUUAUAUAUAGUACAGGGAUGUGCAACCUAUGGGUCUAAAAGAGCCUUUGAUUCCUUUUCACUUGGCCCCUGAACUAUCUUACCAAUAAAAAUGUGGAAUGUUCGCGUAAAAAAAAAAUCUUUUCAAGAGAGAUCAGAAAGGAUAUAAGCCAUCUUUUAAAGCAAAUUAGUAAGUUUUGUUAUAACUUAUCACGUAGCUGUCAACUUUACUGGAUUUUGCCAGUUUCUACUGAUUUGAUAAAAAUUCUCCUUGAUUUUGUACGUUUUAGAGAAUUCCCUAAAAUUGAGUAAGUUUCCUUAAAAAAAAAAAAAGACCCUUCUGAAAAAGAAUUUUUGUGCCGAUCAUUAUUGCAGGCGUGAAUAUUUAAAUAAGUGUCGCUAAUGCAUAAUAAAGCGAGCCUCAUUUAUAAAAUUUAGUUAACCACUUUUGAUCAAUUAGAUGCCUAUUACGUUUCAAAAUUAUAAAUAAACAGCGUUUCAAGAUCAUUUAAAGUGAAAUCAUAACUGAAAAAUAUUGCAGCUUUUCUGUUUCGAUUACUAUACUUAUCCCAAAUAUCCCCUAUGUGUAAAAUAUUAAGUAUAUUUUGCAACAAUUAUGAAAUUUAUAUUUCGUCAGAUAUAGGUUUUUUUUUUUCUAUCCGUGUUGAUAGAUGUCAUAAUUUUUUUAUGUAAUGUAACUAAUUUGAUUAGAUUUACUUUAAAUUAAUUUUAUCAUCUGCAUUCAAGUGCUAUGUGUAGUCAGUACUUUCUAAUGUGUUCAGGAUUUACAGCUUCAGAUUUUGCUGGCCCUUCUCUAAUUGUCUAAAUCUAAAAUGUGGUUGUGCAUCCCUGGGUAUAGUGAGAGAUGAGUGUUGUUUAUUUGUGACACUUUUGCCACUCGCACAUCAUUUUUAAAUGUGUUGCAUCGAUUUAAAUAAAAAGAAGCCACCUACAAAGUAAAUUUUUAUCUGUAUGAAUGUUGUAUGCGCUUGUAUUUCUCUGUGUUUUAAAAAGAAUCAUCAUUUGGCACAACUCUCUUUUGAUCUGCUCAAAAAAAAGUGUUCAUCUGUGUAAAAAAAAAGAGGGUUGUAAUCUCUGUUUGUAGUGUUGUGAACACAAACAUUUUAACAAGAUAUUUACGUAACCAAAUGUUCCAUGCUCUUUCAAGUAAUUAAUUCCCAGCAUAAUAUAUUUUAUUAUUAAAGUUUUUAAAUGUAUUGUGAACAAAUCUAUUUUCGAUUUUUCUGAUAAAUAAUGACAAAGGAAUUCAUCCAGCAACAAACCAAAUGUGCAGAAUCUCCAGUUUACACUCAUAAAAAUACUGGGGAUGUGCACGUGUGAUUUACGUACUUAAAUGUUACAAAUCAUUUGUUUUUUUCUUUUCCUUGUCGACGUUUGCUAAUGGAUUUAUUUUUGACAUUUUUCUCUCAAAGUGUUUCAAUAGUAAUAAAAGUUAAAAUGAAAAGUUUAUAAUGUGUAACAUGUGCUUUGGUUCCACGUUAUUUAGUUAUUUGGGAUAUAUUUUAUAUAAAUAUAUAUGAAUAUAUAUAUAUUUUGCCAAAGAGUAUACAGUGUUUUGAGUAAAAUCCAAUAACGACCAUUUAUAUAGUAAAGGAUAUGCCAGUUUUUAUGAAUUGUAUUUCAAUAUCUUAAAUCUUUCAAUUAAAAAUACUCAUAUUUUAA
This is a messenger RNA of Parasteatoda tepidariorum (common house spider), 6163 nucleotides long. RefSeq names its product RNA-binding protein MEX3B. NCBI's taxonomy places the organism in Eukaryota, Metazoa, Arthropoda, Arachnida, Araneae, Theridiidae. The record is from RefSeq and is a predicted model, not a curated record. Gene Ontology annotation, molecular function: RNA binding.